Messenger RNA from Pundamilia nyererei, 4250 nucleotides. It is a transcript of the gene skia, whose product is annotated as v-ski avian sarcoma viral oncogene homolog a. Gene Ontology annotation, cellular component: transcription regulator complex; cytoplasm; nucleus. The record is from RefSeq and is a predicted model, not a curated record. The coding region runs from base 448 to 2595 and encodes 715 amino acids. Gene Ontology annotation, biological process: negative regulation of BMP signaling pathway; negative regulation of transcription by RNA polymerase II; negative regulation of transforming growth factor beta receptor signaling pathway. Lineage: Eukaryota; Metazoa; Chordata; Actinopteri; Cichliformes; Cichlidae. The transcript has 7 exons. Gene Ontology annotation, molecular function: SMAD binding; RNA polymerase II cis-regulatory region sequence-specific DNA binding; DNA-binding transcription factor activity, RNA polymerase II-specific.
AGACACGCGCACUCAGACUGGGGGAGAGAGAGCUCUCGCGAGCGGACUGGCUCUUCAGACUUCUCCUCUCCGCGCAGUCAGAGUGAACUGCGGGGGCAAACGGGGUGGAUGUUUCGUCCUCGACAGCGGAAAGAACCUCAAAUAAGGAUUUUUACAUUUCGUUUUCAAGCCUGACAAACGGAACUUUUCGCCUCGGUGGAGUUUGGAAGCCGUUUUUUCUAAUAUGGACAGUCGGCUCACUGCUACAGGGAGCGACUGGUCGGUGUUGACUCACACACGGGAAUAAAACUGCAGCUGGGACUUUUUUCCUGGAUGGUUGAUGAGGCGUUUCGCACAUCUGAUCAGCUCUGGGACGCGGUGGAUUUACCAGGUUGAAGGACGCCUAGCUGGUUGUGAUUCCCGGUCGACCGUAGGAAGGAUUUACGCAUCUAAAGUUGCAGGAAAAGCAUGGAGACUGUAAGUCGGCCGAGCUUCCAGCCUCAUCCGGGACUGCAACAAACUCUCAAGCAGUUUCACCUCAGCUCUAUGAGCUCGUUGGGUGGACCGGCCGCUUUCUCUGCUCGCUGGCAACAUGAGCUGCUCUUUAAGAAGGACGGGAAGGAGCCCGAGCCGGUUCUGCAGCAUCUGCCGCCGCCCGUGAUGCCCGGCCCGCUCUUCAUCCCGUCGGACCGCUCCACGGAGAGGUGCGAGACGGUCCUGGAGGGAGAGACCAUCUCCUGCUUUGUGGUCGGCGGGGAGAAACGGCUGUGCCUGCCGCAGAUUCUCAACACGGUGCUGCGGGACUUUACCCUGCAGCAGAUCAACUCCGUGUGCGACGAGCUGCACAUCUACUGCUCUCGCUGCACGGCCGACCAGCUGGAGAUCCUCAAAGUCAUGGGGAUCCUGCCCUUCUCGGCGCCGUCCUGCGGUCUCAUCACCAAGACGGACGCAGAGCGGCUCUGCAACGCCCUGAUCUACGGAGGCGCUUACCCGCCGCGCUGCAAGAAGGAGAUGAACGGAGGCUCGCUGGAGCUGCAGUUCACCGACAGGAGCUUCAAAGUCUACCACGAGUGCUUCGGCAAGUGCAAAGGCUUGUUCGUGCCGGAGCUGUACACCAACCCGAACGCAGCGUGCAUCCAGUGCAUGGACUGCAGACUAAUGUACCCGACCCACAAGUUCGUGGUGCACGGCCACAAGGCGCAGGAGAACAGGACUUGCCACUGGGGCUUCGACUCGGCCAACUGGAGGGCGUACAUCCUCCUGGGCCAGGAUUACACGGAGAAAGAGGAGAAGGCCCGCCUGGAGCUCUUCCUGGACGAGAUUAAGGAGAAAUUCGACUUCGCCAACAAGUACAAGAGAAAAGCAUCAUCCAAGGUGUCCGAUCCCAUCCCGAUGAAAAGGUCUAAACAUGACGACCUCUCAUCACAAACUCCGCUGGCCGACAGAGCGAAGCAGCACGACUGGCUGCAGUCCUUGCCAACUCCCAACAAGGGGCUGAACUGCAUUCAGUCCAGGCAGAGGCCCUCAGCUUUCAGACCCUGGUCCCCCCACAUCUCUGCGGGUGAUAAGGAGCCCUCCAGUAACCCGCUGGCUCUGCUGAGAGACAGCUUCUACAAUUACAAGACCCUAGAGAAUGCAGUGGCCCCCAACGUCGCCCUCACUCCGCUACCACUAGGCAAGGUAGGGCCUCUGUCCCCAUCGAUACCCAGCACUUCCUACCCAAGUGGAAGCGAACCUCCAGGUGAGGGCGCACACCCCAACACCAGGCCUCGCAAGAGGAGAGCUACCGAGGAGCCCCAGUCCACAGCACAUGAAAUCCCUGGGCCUGCUUCCUCAGCAGCCUGCAAACCUCCGCUGCCUCAGGAUGACAAGGACUCUGAGGUGGAGAUCGAGGUGGAGAGCCGCGACGAAGCUGUUUCGUCCAUGUCCUCCCUCUCGUCGCCAUCUUUUACCUCAUCCAGCAGCUCAGCCAAAGACUUGAGCUCGCCCGGUGUCCAAGGUCCCAUCUGCACUAUCGCGUCAGCCGAAAGCACGGCACCGGCAGCCACAUCGGUGGCAGCACCAGCCCCUGUCACCUCUUCAGAGUCGGGCCUGGAGUCAGAGCUGGAGAGCCUGAGGCAGGCGCUGGACAGUGGGCUGGAUUCCAAGGAGUCGAAGGAGAGGUUUCUGCACGAAAUAGUUAAGAUGAGGGUGAAGCAGGAGGAGAAGUUGGGAUCGGCCCUGCAGGCGAAACGAAGCCUUCAGCAGGAGUUGGAGUUCUUGCGGGUGGCCAAGAAGGAAAAGCUGCGGGAGGCGACUGAGGCAAAGCGCAACCUCAGGAAGGAAAUUGAGCGUCUGCGAGCUGAGAGUGAGAAGAAGAUGAAGGAAGCCAACGAGUCAAGGAUCCGCCUGAAGCGGGAGCUAGAGCAAGCCCGACAGCUGAGGGUCUGUGAUAAAGGCUGUGAGGCUGGGCGACUCCGUGCAAAGUAUUCUGCACAGAUCGAGGACCUCCAGAUGAAGCUGCAGCAUGCCGAGGCCGACCGUGAGCAGCUUCGAGCCGACUUGCUGCACGAGCGAGAAGCUCGGGAGCACCUGGAGAGGAUGGUGAAGGAGCUACAGCAGCAAAUCAAACAGUAAAAGAGACGGGACACCCAAGGACAUUCCCACUGGUGACAACUAACCAAGCAGCCAGCCUUACAGCUGAACCUUUUCCAUUUGCCACCAUGAUCGCCACCCCACGAGUCCCACAGGUCACCCGCAUCACACCACUGUUCCUGUGCUUGCCCCUCAGUUUACUGAACACAAAACGUAAGACUUCAAAUGGAGACACAGAGAAGAAUGGAGGAGCGUUGUCCUUGUGCAUGAAAAGUCUAGUGGUACCGUAGAGGAAUGACUGGAAGCAUGCAUUUUCUGAAGCACUGACUUUUGCACCUCUGAACUCGUAGAACUGAAAACUGGAGCACAGUGAACGGCUCUGUAGUGCUGAGUGCGGCUGUGCCUGGAUUUUCCUUCACAAGGACACAAGGAGAGGCUGUAGGACUGUGAUAUAAACUCAUAACAAUAUAACAUCAACGUGUGCACCUGCUGGGAGGUGUUACAAUGACGUGGCCAGGAGGGAAGGCCUCCACCAGCGCCUCCUGCCACGAUGAACCAUAGGAGUCUGAAGACAUUAUAAGCUAUUUAAGAGAUUACAUAGCGAUAUGUAGAGUACACAAAGAGCGUUUUUCUGUUUUUCUGUGCUAUUGGAGGGGAAAAAUGAACAAAUGGACUUCCCACUGUGCUGCGGGGGUUUGUCAGGGAGCCAUCGCAGCCCAUUGGGGCGACUCCCCAAACACGAUAGGAUAUGAAAACAUGACAAAUGAUUUUAACAUGAAAGAUUAGGUUUGGCUUUGUGUUCAACAGGCACAUUUUCCAUUUCAAAUGAAGCCUCAAAAAUGAUCCCUACCAGUCACUUGGUGACGAGUUUUUAAACGAGCUCUUUUAUUGGAUGCUCUGCAUACACUCACAUACAAGUCGCAUUUUAUUUGAGUGUUUGAGUCCUGAAGUCUGUAACACACUCCAGAUGUUUUCGUGCCGUCGCAGUGGGCUGGGUGGUUGGUCUUGUCCGUAACCACAAAGUGUUCAUUUGAAUUAAAGUAUGUACAUAUAAAUAUACCUUUCUUUUUUUAAACUUUACAAUAAUGAAUCGCACUUUGUCAUGAGGUGAAAACAGCCCCUCCCCCAUCGUACUCCCACUAUUUUCAGCAAUCUUUCUUUGAAAGCAUCAUCUUAUACGCGACUCCUACCAUAUAGCAUUUUGUUGAUUAUAUGCAUUUUCAAAAGAAUAUUGCUGCUCUGUUUUCAUUAGGCAAGUAUUGUAAAUAAGCAGGAAGCCGGCGUUGGGCAGCAGCACACUCUCCAGUCUGACAACAGGAGCACGAACAAACGUUGUAUUCAGAAGCCGGAGGCUGUGAAUCAGCCGCCACACUGUGGAUGCAAUACAAUCAGAAUGUACAUUGUGUUGAUGCUAGUUUUCCUUUAAUUAUUGAUGUUGUUUUAAAUGUGAAAAUAUUUUAUUAUUUGUCUGUUGUGUUGAAGUUUUUACUUUCUAAAGAAGAAUACUUCAAACUAACAGUUCUGUUCACAUUUUUAAUAGAAAACUAAUUUUCUUUAUGCAUGAAAUUUGACAGCGUUUGCCAUACUUAUAGUCAGUUAUUGGGCAUUGAUACUGUACAUGUAAGGGUUUUAUUGUGUUAUGCAAUAUCAAGCAAUUUGUCUUAUUUAGAAAUGUUAUUAAAAAAAAGCAACACGUG